AUUUUGUUGCAAUUGUAUGUCGUUGAAUAGUGCGAAACACUAUGGCGCUGUCCAUGCAGUGAAAAAUAUGUCUUCUACCUGGUGAUUUGCUUGUUUUAUACAUAUCGCAGAGCUUCCAGACAGACUAAAACAACGAGGAAGCUGCAUUUGUUUCAUGCUGUCCAGUUUUAUGGUUUCCUGAAAACAGCACCAUGUCCGGAUCAAAUGUUUGGAACCGCACCCGAGAGAAAUUAAGACGUUUUCCAGAAUUGUUUGCACAAUGUUCGGAAGAGGCAGCUGUUUAUGGCAAAUGUGUGGCAGCUACCACAACAAGCAGACAGGAACUGAAGAAGGACCUUUGUGCUAAAGAAUUUGCAGCACUGAAGACCUGCUUUGCAAAUGCAGCCAAGAAAAAAGUCAAAUGAAUGGGGAAAGUUUGGUAGUCAAGAUGUUAAAUCUUAAAUGAUGCUGCAAGAGCAAAAUGUUGACUGAAUGAACUGCCUUGGAAUAAGACUGUACACACUUCAAUUUCUUAUGCAAGCCUCAAAUGUCUCUAAAAUGUCAUUUUAGUAAACUGCUUUGUACCAUUUACCGGUAAUUGUAGCCUUUAUUAUCAUCAAAUUACAUAUAAAAACAAUCUCAAUAGAAAAAAAACAGUCAGAAAAUACAUCUGUACAAAGACAAUGAUGUGUAUUUACCAAAAUAUGACUGUAUUUCUACAGCGGGAAACAACUAAACUGCUGUACAGAGAUCAUAUGGGGAUAAAGGUGCUAUAGGGAUUUCUUCAGUUGUGGGCUAAGAAACCUCAUUAUGGUUGUGAUUAAAAAAAAAAUCACAAUUUAAGGAACAUUAUUACACAUUUACAGUAUUUACACAAUUGAACAGAUGAGAAAAUGCAGAAAGGAAAUGGAAAGAAAUAAACAUAAGGUCAACAGUGACUCACAAUUUCUCAAUACAAUGUAUUUUAUAUAAAUAUAUGUAUGUAUGUAUGUACAUUUUAACCACCUAAUAAUUGAUAAUCUUCACUUCUCAGAUGUGUGACAAAAAUAAGUUAAUAUGUACAAGGUGUUCUUUUAUAAGGACUUUGGGUUUUUUUCAAAGCUUAACAGGAAAAAAAAAUCUUUGUAACAAUUGUCUAUUUAUUUGGAGUCUGUGCAGGUAGGAGAGUAAAAGAGUUAUUUCAUCUCCUUAUCCUCUGAGGUCUGCUUAAUCUGCCGUGAGUGCACCAUGGCCCCAGCUAGUAGCUUCUCCUCAAGCGCUACAUGCAGGUCGUGGCCCCCGAGCUCCAGCAGGGGCUCCAGCCCAUGCACAGCCCUGGGCACCGCGGGCCUCUCCAGAGCCCCCACAGCCCUGCGCCUUCUCUUUAGAUCCACCUCUCCCUCGUCCCUCGCCAUCUCGUGGGAGCCCUGAGGGUGAGCCUGGGCUUUGAUGGCCCCGUCUUCCUCACCCUCUCCGGGGUCCGCCAGAGCAGCAACUUUCUCUUUGAGGUCUCGUCCUCCUUUCUUCAAAGCUUCGCCGUCUUCUCUCCGAGCCCCCUGUGCGGCGUUUUGGGCUUCCAGGUCUUGCUCCAGCUGGGCUAACCUCUCCUGCGCCUCCUUUUCUUUUCUCUCAACGAUUUCAUUGUCUGCUUUCUCCAUCUCCUGCUGGCGUCUCUCCUCGGCGGCCUUCUCCUGUGCUAAUUUCUCUUUUAGUGCCUUCUCUCGCUCCAGCUUCUCUCGCUUCUCCCUCUCCUGUCGCUCCUUUU
Doryrhamphus excisus (bluestripe pipefish) is the source of this 1723-nucleotide messenger RNA. RefSeq names its product NADH:ubiquinone oxidoreductase complex assembly factor 8 (gene ndufaf8). NCBI's taxonomy places the organism in Eukaryota, Metazoa, Chordata, Actinopteri, Syngnathiformes, Syngnathidae. The record is from RefSeq and is a predicted model, not a curated record. Gene Ontology annotation, cellular component: mitochondrion. Gene Ontology annotation, biological process: mitochondrial respiratory chain complex I assembly.